AUUCCAAGUCUUCUGCUUUUAUUUCUCCCUUGUCUAUGUGGCAGGACUCUGGGAUCGGUUGGUCGAGCCUGCCGCCUCUCCUCUGGCUGUUAGUAUUCUAUUUGUAGAUAGGGAGAGAGAAUUGAAGGGGAUAAUUUUUUGCGCCGCCCAGCCUCUGGAUACAAUAUAUUUAUGUCUAUUUGAAAAGGGGGAAAAACAAAAACAAAACAGCAAACAAAAUACGAUGCCAGUUUGCUGCAUGGAACUUGGCAUCAAGAUUCAGGACACAGUUGGAAAGGCAACCGGGUAACCAUUAGACUCGGCACUGGAGGAUCAGUGUUCUGCGUGGGGAAUCCAUUUUGAAGUUUGUCUUUAAGACAGGAGUUAAUUUUUGUUCCCAAGUAACUGUGAGCACAAUGGGAUUGUGAAGGGGCAAACUGGAAGCAAGAACAGAGAUCAAAUCAAAAGCAAAUCCUCUUGGCAGAAAUAGGAUCUGUGCUGCAGCAGCGCAGUGUAUGCUGCCCCUUACUUUUGAGGGUCUUUGAGCCGAUAAGCAUUGGGAGAGAAAAAUGCUCAAUAAACGAAGAGUGUCGGUGGAGGCUGGGCUCUUUAUCUAUGCUCAGAGCAGGACUACCUUUUUAAUUCUAGGGCUGCUGGCAGCCAUUGUCCAUGGCAACUGGCCCGUCGGGCAGGUGGAGGUAGUACGAGACUUAGGAAGCCAGUUGGAGGCUUCCAUGCAGUCGUCUUUGCUAACAGAACUGCAGGAGACAGCAUCCGUGGGGGUGGUACCACCAGCCGGCAUCCCUGACUCCUCUGCUGUGGUGGGACGAGUCUUUCAGAUGAAGGUUCCUGUGGAAACCUUUGACACAACAAGCAAUAUAAUCAAGAUCACUGAAGCUGGGAAGGAGAGCUUGCCCUCUUGGCUAUACUGGGAUUCUCAGAGCCACACUUUACAGGGCCUUCCUCUGGAAGUGGACAAAGGUGUCCAUUAUAUUGCAGCCUCUCUGUUGGAGCUUGUGGCGAACGGAAGCCACGUUCCUCGGUCAACCGAUGUCUUCUCAAUUGAGGUCCACCCUGAAGAGCAUGCAGACACCGAUCCCAUGCAGAUUGCUGUCCAGUCUGUCAAUGAGGUUCAGCCUUUCAUCUGUGGAACUGAGGAGCCAGUGACCAUACUGACCGUGAUCCUGGAUGCAGACUUGACCAAAAUGACAUCUAAUCAACGGGUGGAUCUACUGGAGAGAAUGAAGAAGUUCUCAGAGGUCAGGCUCCAUCACAUGAAGCUUCUGCCUGUUGUCAACAACAGAUUAUUUGACAUGUCUGCAUUCAUGGCUGGCCCUGGCAAUGCAAAAAAGGUGGUUGAAAAUGGGGCCUUAUUAUCCUGGAAACUGGGUUGUGCCCUGGACCAGAGUAAUGUCCCAGACAUAAGUAGUGUGGAAGCACCGGCUAAAGGUGGCACCAUGUCAGCACAGCUGGGGUAUCCUGUUGUUGGCUGGCAUAUUGCCAACAAGAAACCCCACGUGCCCAAAAGGAUCCGGCGACAACUUUACGCAACACCCACGCCAGUAAUUGGGGUGAUUCCCCCAACUGCUGCCCCACAGGAACCCCCAACCCGCAUUGUGCCAACCCCCACUUCUCCAUCAAUUGCUCCCAGUACUGAAAGUAUUGCCCCACCAAUCAGGGGACCUGUGCCACUUCCAGGAAAGCCAACUGUUACCAUCAGAACUAGAGACCCUAUUGCCCACACCCCAACCUUGAUCCCAGUACAACCCACUAGGGUAAUGGAUGCAACCAGUACAGUACCCAUCCAGCCUACUGUAACCAGACCUGGUUAUGUAGAACCAACAGCUGUGGUCACUCCACCAUCUGCAACCACCAAGAAACCCAAGAUAACUCCUGGAAGACCAAGAACUACCCCCACGACCACCACAUCUACUGCGACAAAGAAACCCAGGAAGGGCAAGACCCCUCGUCCACCUACCACUACCAGAAGUCCAAGCACAAGGAUGGACACCACAACCCCAACCACACCCAGACGUACUACGCCUUCUGCUGUCCACCCUGGAGCACGCAACAUACCGCCAGAGCUGAGGAACCAUAUUGACAGAGUAGAUGCUUGGGUUGGCACCUACUUUGAAGUGAAAAUCCCCUCUGACACCUUCUUUGAUGUACAGGAUGGCACCACUGACAAGUUGAGACUAACUUUGAAACUGAAGCAGCAGGAGUUGGUGGGGGAGGGUUCCUGGGUCCAGUUCAACACGACCAGCCAGCUCUUAUACGGUAUGCCUGACUUGUCUCACGUGGGAGAGCAUGAAUAUUUUAUGCAUGCCACAGACAAGGGUGGUCUGAGUGCUGUUGAUGCAUUUGAGAUCCAUGUACGGCGCCAACCCCACAACUACAAGCCGCCUGUCCGCUUCACCGCUCGUUUCAGUGGUGAUCCACGAACAGUGGUCAACGAUGUUCACAAAAAGAUUCAGCUGGUCAAGAAACUGGCUUAUUCUUUUGGAGACCGCAACAGCAGCACAGUCACAUUGCAAAACAUCACCAGGGGCUCAAUUGUAGUGGAAUGGACCAACAAUAGCUUGCCUCAAGACCCUUGCCCCAAGGAACAGAUCCAGGCCCUGAGCAAGAGAAUUGCAGAUGGCCAAGGUAAGCCAAGCCACCUCUUCAACAGCGCAAUGGAACCAGAGUUUCAGCCCAUAAACAUCACAGUUACAGGCACAGGCAGCUGCAAGAAUUAUAUGUUUGUACCAGUUGGUACAGCUCCGCCUAUGCCAGGGCCCACAGUCCCUCUCCAACCAAGAGACACUGGACGCCAGAGCACAGAUGAUGUCUAUCUUCACACUGUCAUCCCAGCUGUUGUGGUGGCGGCUAUCCUCCUUAUUGCUGGCAUCAUCGCAAUGAUCUGUUACCGUAAGAAGCGCAAGGGUAAACUGACCAUUGAGGACCAGGCCACCUUCAUUAAGAAGGGGGUGCCCAUUAUCUUUGCUGAUGAGCUAGAUGACUCCAAGCCUCCUCCGUCCUCCAGCAUGCCCCUCAUCCUGCAGGAGGAGAAGCCCCCACUCCCCCCUCCAGAGUACCCCAACAUGGCGAGCCAAGAAACAACCCCUUUAAACCAGGACCUCUUGGGAGAGUACACCCCGUUACGGGACGAGGAUCCCAACGCACCCCCCUAUCAGCCUCCCCCACCCUUCACUGUUCCCAUGGAAGGGAAAGGCUCGCGUCCAAAGAACAUGACCCCCUACAGAUCACCCCCUCCCUACGUGCCACCUUAACCUCUAAUGGAACCUCCGAGAGGAGGGCGGGACUGUAUAGUUCCACACCAGGGUUGUCUGUUUGGAAAGGGGGGGGAGGGUUGAUGUAAAGUGCGGGGAAGAUAAAAGGGAAGGUGGUAGCCUGCAAAUAUGAUUGCCGAACUGAACUUUAGCUUCUGCAAUGAAACAUCGCAUCGAAGGAGAUUCACCCACCCCUGCGCUUUGUUUUUUGUUUUUUUUAAAUUGAUUUUGAACUUUCUGCCUAACCGCACUAUCGUCCUUUUUUUAAUCUUAAGACUUAUUUUCAAGUAAUACAAAAAAAGAAUAAAAACCAAACACGACAGGCUCAAAGGUUUGUUAGGGAGGGGAGGGGGUAAAAAAAAAAAAAAAGCAGAAUAUGAACAACCAACACAACCUUGGGGGGACUUGAACAAACCUGCAGACAGCACUGAGGCUGGCGUUUUUGAUUCAAUAAGAUAUGCCUUUAACACUAAUUGUACUGUUUUUAUCCUUUAUUCACAUGUCUAGCUAAAAGAAACAUAACAAGAGGUAGCCUAAAAGAA
Molecule: messenger RNA, 3793 nt
Organism: Polyodon spathula (Mississippi paddlefish)
Lineage: Eukaryota; Metazoa; Chordata; Actinopteri; Acipenseriformes; Polyodontidae
Product: dystroglycan-like
Exons: 4
Coding region: 549-3251 (900 amino acids)
Biological process (GO): nerve development; morphogenesis of an epithelium; axon guidance
Cellular component (GO): sarcolemma; dystroglycan complex; dystrophin-associated glycoprotein complex
Molecular function (GO): calcium ion binding; laminin binding
Source: RefSeq, a predicted model, not a curated record